Papaver somniferum (opium poppy) is the source of this 844-nucleotide messenger RNA. Its product is annotated as beta-galactosidase 3-like. NCBI's taxonomy places the organism in Eukaryota, Viridiplantae, Streptophyta, Magnoliopsida, Ranunculales, Papaveraceae. The transcript is spliced from 4 exons. Gene Ontology annotation, molecular function: carbohydrate binding. Bases 1 to 588 code for a protein of 195 amino acids. The record is from RefSeq and is a predicted model, not a curated record.
AUGAGCUGGGCUCUUGAUAGAUCAAUUAGGCAAAAGUUGGAAAAGAAAACUGACAUCAUCAGUUCUCAAACUGGUGACCUGACUAAUGUGAUUCCUGAAGUCAAGCUUCUGGUGUUUAUCUGGGUGGACUUGUACCAUGUUCCAAGGUCUUGGUUUAAGCCAUCUGGAAAUAUUCUUGUGAUUUUUGAAGAGAAAGGGGGAGAUCCAAGUAAAAUUAAAUUCUCAAGACGAAAAGUAACCAGUGUAUGUGCUCUAAUAUCGGAGGAUUAUCCCUCUUUUGAAUAUGAAUCAUGGAAAGAGGACAUGACAGUGAAAAAUGAAAGCAACCCAACUCUCCAUCUGAGUUGUCCCAAGGGCACAAUAAUAUCUGCAAUAAAAUUUGCAAGCUUUGGGACCCCUACCGGAGAAUGCGGAUCUUACAGCGUGGGAGACUGUCAUGAUUCUACUUCACUUUUAAAAGUUGAAAAGGUCUGCUUAAACAAGCUAGAGUGUUCUAUAGCGUUGUCAAACAGGAACUUCAAUAUGACUUUAUGCCGUAGCUCGACAAAGAAGCUUACCGUUGAAGCUGAAUGUAGUGGCAGCAGCUGAUAUUUAAGCUAUACCAGUGAGCACAAAAUUUGGUGGUUUACACUCCAUAGACCACCUCAAUAAGAAAAUUGUUAGGGGGAUGAUCCACUACUACGAGAACGAAACCUGACUUUAGUCCUAACUUAAAAAUGUAAUUCAUUGUAUGUUAUUUUGAAGGCAACUGAAAUUGAAUGUCUUAACAUCCCUAAAGAUGUAUAGAUACUUGCAAUGUGUCAGGUUGUGUUUCUCCAUUCCUUAAGUUGAACUUUUUGUCUCA